AUGACCCGAAGAAAGCGCCACGCGGUCGAAGAGCCUGAUCAUUUCAAUGACCCUCACGAAAGCACACGCAAGUAUAUCAAAGCCGAAGCAGGAGACGAGACUCCUCAUGCUCCAGAUCCUUCGUACCCUGCCGUCAUCUUGUCGGGCUUUACGUGGAAUAUGGAUGUCGAUGCACGAAUCUCACGAGCAUUGGAGAUAUAUAAACCAUUGUUUCUUGAGGUGUCACUUGAGCUGCCUGCUCAUGAGAAGCUCGCCAUUAAGAACCAGUAUGGGAUCCAGACCGAUUUCGUCAAGGUGGUUUGCGGUAGUGCAGAGGAUCAGGAAAAGAUGGCGAACGACCUUAAUCAUGCCAGGUACACGUGGACGAAUCCUCAUCUUGAGGUGAGAAAGGUAGAUGGAAUAGGUAGAAUCAAUGGUGUUAAAGCAAAUUCGCAGCAACCGCGAGAGUCUUGUAACCUAAACACCGCAUCGAUACUCAAUCCCGAACAAGAGAGACGAGAAGCACAAGCCAAGGUGUGGAUUAAGCUUGCCGAAGCCAUUACUAAUGCACGAACGCACCUCUUUGGCGACGAUCUCGAUACAUUCGAAGCUCUGAUUGCCAAACCCAUACCUGGAGUCGACCCAAUGGACAGAGUAAAUAGCUGGAUUCGUGGUGGUGCGCCUAUUUCACAACCACAGAAACUGAAAACGGGUAUUCAAAGAAUCAAGGUCGAUAAUGCACGAGAUGCUGGCGAGGACAAGGAGAAUGUCACUAUGGAUGAUGAGAUGGCUGAUAUGGGCGUGACGUUCGGGCGGACUGAUAUGAUUCCUUGGUGGUAA
Messenger RNA from Cadophora gregata, 819 nucleotides. RefSeq lists its product as uncharacterized. The transcript has 3 exons. The record is from RefSeq and is a predicted model, not a curated record. NCBI's taxonomy places the organism in Eukaryota, Fungi, Ascomycota, Leotiomycetes, Helotiales, Ploettnerulaceae. Bases 1 to 819 code for a protein of 272 amino acids.